This is a messenger RNA of Exserohilum turcica Et28A, 1655 nucleotides long. RefSeq lists its product as uncharacterized. The record is from RefSeq and is a predicted model, not a curated record. The transcript is spliced from 2 exons. The coding region runs from base 16 to 1650 and encodes 544 amino acids. NCBI's taxonomy places the organism in Eukaryota, Fungi, Ascomycota, Dothideomycetes, Pleosporales, Pleosporaceae.
AGCGCCCUGUUCCCCAUGCCUAAGUGCAAAGGCUUGACGCUGGAAGAAGCCAGCAUCGACCAGAUCCAAGGGUAUCUAAGCAGCGGCAUGCUGACGUCAGUCGAGCUGCUGAAAUGCUACCACGAUAGGAUAUUGCAGGUAGACGAGUACAUCAACUCCAUCAUGGAGCUGAACCCAGACGCCGGGGCCAUCGCAGCUGCGCUCGACGCAGAGCGUGCAAAGGGCCGUGUACGCGGUCCUCUCCACGGCAUACCGUUCCUCGUCAAAGACAACAUUGCCACCAAAGACCGCAUGCAAACGACGGCGGGCAGCUGGAUGCUGUUGGGAAGCGUGGUGCCCCGUGAUGCGCAUGUUGUGGCCAAGUUACGCGAAGCCGGUGCGCUUCUCAUGGGCAAAGCCACACUCUCUGAAUGGGCCGAUAUGCGUUCGAAUAACUAUUCUGAGGGCUACUCUGCAAGAGGCGGACAGGCCAGGAGUCCGUACAAUUUGACUGUCAAUCCUGGUGGAAGCAGCACGGGCAGCGCAACAGCCGUGGCAGCGAAUAUCGUGCCGUUUUCCCUAGGCAAGUGCAUAGGCACCGAGACCGACGGCAGUGUCAUCAAUCCCGCCGAACGCAACGCUCUGGUAGGCAUAAAACCCACAGUGGGCCUCACAUCGCGAGCAGGCGUCAUCCCAGAGAGCAUCCACCAAGACACAGUCGGCACGUUUGGACGAACCGUCCGCGACGCUGCCUACGCCUUCAAUGCCAUCUACGGCGUCGACGCACGCGACAACUACACGCUCGCCCAGCAAGGCCACACACCCACCGGCGGCUACAUGCGCUUUCUCACCGACCAAUCCUCGCUGAAAAACACUACUUUCGGCCUCCCCUGGCACAGCUUCUGGGUGCACGCCGACGCCGCCCAGCAAGCCCACCUGCUCUCUCUCAUCUCCUUUCUGGAAACCGCCGGCGCCACCAUCCUCAACAACACCGAACUGCCCAACUACAAAACCAUUGUCUCGCCCUCGGGCUGGGACUGGGACUACGGCACCACCCGCGGCCACCCCAACGAAUCCGAAUACACAGUCGUCAAAACAGACUUCUACAACAACAUCCAGACGUACCUGUCUGGCCUCGAGAACACCAGUAUCCGCUCCCUGGAAGACAUGGUCGCGUACAACUACGCCAACGACGGCACCGAAGCAGGAUAUUCCUGGCCGCGCGGCCAUCCGGCUUUUUACUCUGGCCAAGACGGGUUUCUGGCUUCGCUACGCACAAAGGGCGUUAUGGAUGCGACGUAUCAUGCUGCGCUGGCGUUUACACGGCACAGUGCGCGCGAAGCGGGGAUUGAUGCUGCGCUGGCGAAUGAAGGGGGUCCGAGGCUGGAUGCGCUGCUUGUGCCGCCCGAUGUAGGACAGUCGUACCAGAUUGCUGCGCAGGCUGGGUAUCCCGUGGUUACGCUGCCGGCGGGCGUGCAUGCGAGUACCGGGAUGCCGUUUGGGCUUGCGCUCAUGGGGACGGCGUGGAGUGAGGCGGUGCUGCUGAGGUGCGCGAGCGCUAUUGAAGAUGUCGUCGUACGCAGUGGGCAUGGGAGCACUGGCAAGAUGGGACGCUCGCUGCCGAAAUGGCAUGGCUACCUCGAAAGGAAUGUACCAGUCAGAAAUAUAUGAGUAAG